This is a messenger RNA of Melanotaenia boesemani (Boeseman's rainbowfish), 1753 nucleotides long. It is a transcript of the gene slc2a11l, whose product is annotated as solute carrier family 2 member 11, like. Gene Ontology annotation, molecular function: hexose transmembrane transporter activity. The transcript is spliced from 12 exons. The coding region runs from base 3 to 1511 and encodes 502 amino acids. Gene Ontology annotation, cellular component: membrane. NCBI's taxonomy places the organism in Eukaryota, Metazoa, Chordata, Actinopteri, Atheriniformes, Melanotaeniidae. Gene Ontology annotation, biological process: monosaccharide transmembrane transport. The record is from RefSeq and is a predicted model, not a curated record.
CUAUGCCACAACACUUAACUCUCCUGCUAGACUGUCCUGUUGUAAUUGUAGCCAUUUUUGUCUGUGGUAUCGGUGGGACGUUUCAAUAUGGAUACAGUGUGUCUGUCAUGACAUCCCCUUCUGCCUUUAUAAAAGAUCUGGUGAACAAAACCUGUGUGCAAAGAUAUGGCGUCUUCUUGGAACAGUGGCAGGUCUCUCUUAUCUGGUCCUUCACUGUGUCCAUUUUCUGCAUCGGGGGAUUACUGGGUUCACUAUUGGCUGGUUCACUGACCUCAACAUUGGGCAGAAAGAAAUGCCUUUUGAUAAACAACUUUGUGGCUAUAUUUGGAGCUGUUUUGAUGCUUUUGAGCAAAAGAGUCAUGUCUUUUGAGAUGAUAAUGACGGGACGAUUUCUCUACGGCAUCAAUUCAGGAAUUGGCAUUUCGGCUCACACAAUGUAUCUAACGGAAUGUGCUCCUAAGAGGCUGAGAGGGAUGGUAGGAGUGACCGUUGCCACCUUCGUCUCUUUGGGGAAGUUCAUCGGUCAGCUGCUGGGAAUCAGUGAGUUACUUGGGACAGAGAAGGAGUGGCCCUGGUUGCUUGGUUUCAAUGGUUUCACUGCGCUGUUCCAGCUCCUCAUCCUUCCCUUCCUGCCAGAGUCUCCCAGCUUCCUGUUGUUGGUCAGAGGAGAUCACCAAGCCUCUGACAAAGCUUUGAAGAGGUUAAGGGGUGAUGUGGACUACAGCAAUGAGGUUGAGGAGAUGCUGGAGGAGAAAGCUGCCUUGCAGAGCAUCCCCAACCACUCAGUGUUGGAGCUGAUUCAGAACCGAACAGUUAUUUGGCAGCUCCUCACUAUCAUUGUUACCUUUACUGCACUGCAGCUCUGUGGCAUCAAUGCUGUGUACUUCUAUUCUUUUGAUGUGCUCCGUGCAGCUGGAAUUCCUGAAAACAAGUUAGCUUAUGCCGCUUUGGGAACAGGCCUGUGCGAACUGUCCAUCUCUGUAGCCAGUUUCAUCAUUAUAGAGAGCACAGGUAAAAAGGUCCUGAUGUUCAGAGGGUACAUGGGGAUGUCUGCAAUUUUGAUUCUCCUCACCAUCACUUUAUACCUGCAACAUCAUGUUUCUUGGAUGCCGUACUGCAGCAUGGUCCUCAUUUUCAUCUUCAUUUUCUUUUUUGCAAGCGGACCAGCUGCAACAACAGUUGCUCUUCCAGGGGAAAUUUUAACUCAGUCAUUCAAAUCAGCAGGAUACACACUCGGAGGCACCAUCAACUGGACGGGCCUGUUUGUGCUGGGGAUGCUUUUCCCCAUCUUAGUGGAGAAACUGGAUAAUUUUUGCUUCCUUUUAUUUCUGUUCUUCUGCCUCAUCUGUGGGGCGCAUGUGAGAUUUAACAUGCCUGAGACCAAAAAUCGGACGGCACUGGAGAUUGCGGCAGAAUUUGAGAAGAUGCACUGCAAAGGUGGAGCAUCAAAGCAGAACAAUCCCACUGAGGGAGAACUUUGUAGAAUCAAAACAAACGAGACUAAAUUGUAAUUGGAGUGAACCCUUUACUGAUCUUUAUCUUUAUUCUUCAUCCAGCUUUGACUAUAUGAGUGGUUAAGAUAUAAAAGGAGCAUCCAUUGUUUAGCUAUAUGUUUGGUCAGGUAGUUUCUGUCUUUAUCUUGACUGAGUUGAAGGUCAAAUCCUUAUUUAAGAGUUAACGGAGAAUUCCUGGUAAUUCCAAAGCUUCUUAAACUCUUCCUAAAACUACUUUUGCAUAAACUUGCAAUUUACUG